Molecule: messenger RNA, 1184 nt
Organism: Nymphaea colorata (pocket water lily)
Lineage: Eukaryota; Viridiplantae; Streptophyta; Magnoliopsida; Nymphaeales; Nymphaeaceae
Product: syntaxin-22-like
Exons: 7
Coding region: 125-946 (273 amino acids)
Biological process (GO): vesicle-mediated transport; vesicle fusion; intracellular protein transport
Cellular component (GO): SNARE complex; membrane; endomembrane system
Molecular function (GO): SNAP receptor activity; SNARE binding
Source: RefSeq, a predicted model, not a curated record
CGAACUCCCUUCCCGGCUUCCACGACUACAAAGCAAAAGGGACGGGCUCCCGGAGAAAUGGCUGUGGCUGAGACUCUCCACUCUGCUUCUGCUCACUGCAACUGCUGCUACAGCCGCCAGAAGGAUGAGCUUCGAGGAUCUCGAGAGGGAACCGCCGUCGGGUCGUCGGAGGAACGCCGGCGAGGCCUCCCAGAGUGCGAGCCAGGGUGUCGCAGCGGGAAUCUUCCAGAUAAAUACUGCUGUUUCCUCCUUCAAGCACCUUGUGGAUGCCAUCGGCACCUCCCGCGACACACCAGACCACCGCCAGAAGCUGCACAACACUCGCCAGAGGAUCGGGCAGUUGGUGAAGGAUACGUCCGCAAAACUCAAGGCGUUGACAGAAGACGAUCAUCGCCUGGACGCGAGUGCAAGCAAAAAAAUUGAACAUGCUAAAUUGGCAAGAGACUUUCAGACUGUGUUAAAGGACUAUCAGAAAAUACAGCAACUUUCUGCUGAGCGGGAGACAGCAUACAAACCUUCCCUUCCUCCAUCUGCUUUGCCAUCAAGUUCUGGUUUUGAUGAGCUAAGCACAACAAGCCUUGACCUGACUGCUGAGAAGCAACUAUGGCGAGAGCAGAAAAGACAAGAGAUACUUCUGCUGGAUAAUGAAGUUGCUUUUAAUGAAGCAAUCAUAGAGGAAAGAGAACAAGGAAUUAAAGAUAUUGAAGAACAAAUUGGACAAGUAAAUGAUAUUUUCAAGGAUCUAGCGGUUCUAGUUCAUGAACAAGGUGUAAUUAUUGAUGAUAUUGAUUCAAAUAUUGAGAGUUCAUAUUCAGCUACUGCUCAAGCUAAAACUCAGGUGGUCAAGGCUGCAAAAAGUGUGAAGUCCAGAUCAUCAUGGAGUUGUUGGUUGCUCGUGGUCUUUAUCGUGGUGAUCAUCAUAUUUGUUCUCAUCCUUAUCAUAUAGUGUGUCGUCAAAUUUACUGUAAUAUGUCUUGUUAAGUAUGGUUGCUGAGCUAGGCAUUGGAGACUUUCUUGUUUUAUUUCCUUUUUCUCUCCCUGUUUUUCUUUUCCCAUUGUCUUCUUUUUGUUCGGUUGUUGUGUAUAUCUGUGUAUUUUCUGGAUGAUUGGUAUGCCAAAAUUAUCUUUGGAUAGAUAAAAAACAAACAAUGCUUUUGAGAAAAGUAAGUGAAUUUUAUGAUUCA